Trichoderma citrinoviride is the source of this 1371-nucleotide messenger RNA. RefSeq names its product FAD/NAD(P)-binding domain-containing protein. NCBI's taxonomy places the organism in Eukaryota, Fungi, Ascomycota, Sordariomycetes, Hypocreales, Hypocreaceae. The transcript is spliced from 7 exons. Gene Ontology annotation, molecular function: monooxygenase activity; FAD binding. Bases 1 to 1371 code for a protein of 456 amino acids. The record is from RefSeq and is a predicted model, not a curated record.
AUGGCUGACAGCUCAAAGCCAUUUCGGGUCUUGAUUGCUGGCGCCGGCAUUGCAGGCUUGGCCACGGCGAUCUCACUUACACGGAUCUCUGGUAUACCAGACCUUGACAUCCAGCUCUAUGAGCAAGCCCCCGAGCUGCGGGAAAUCGGAGCCAGUAUUGCCCUGAGCCCCAACGGUUUACGAACGCUUGAGAAGCUUGGAGUAGACUCUGCCCUGAGUGAUGAGGUCGGCUUCAGAGGGCCAAGUGGUAUACCGCAUUUCUAUAGACACUGGAAAACAAAUCAGGUGGUUUCAGUCGAUACUUUCUCCAAUGUCUCUGAUCGUCGCCAUCAAACGACAAGAUUUCACCGAGGCCACCUCCAUGCUGCCCUUUUAGAACACGUUCCGAGAGAAUGGAUACAUCUGAACAAGAAAAUCUCUCGCGCUGAAGCCAACGACGAUGGCGUUUCUCUAUAUUUCGAAGAUGGAACCAGCGCUCAUGGAGACAUUUUGCUUGGAGCAGAUGGGAUCCGAUCGCAAGUCAGAGGCUCUUUCUACCCCGAGUAUAAGCUAAGAUUCAGCGGGAAAGUCUUUAUGCGAUCCACGUUUGACGCGUCUCUGGUUGAGGGCAAAGUUCUCGACUUACCCGCCGAUGCUGCUCACUGGUGGGGAACCAAAGAUACAUUCUUCUCUUCAAGACUUGGCAAGGGUUUAUAUACUGUCGUCGGCGCCUACGAUGACGGGCGCAGUGCCGAAGAACUGGAAAAAUCCAUAACAUGGGACCAAGCCGGCAAUGUCCAGUUCUUGAGACAGAAAUACAAGGAUUGGCACCCCGUUGUCAAGACUCUGACCGAGCUGACGCCACACGCCCGCCUUUAUCCCAACUACGCAGGCGAUGCUCUUCCUUCAUGGAUCCCAGCUUCCCGCGUCACUCUUGUAGGUGAUGCCGCGCACACACAUGGAGGCAGUUUUGCCGCAGGUGGAUCACUGGCUCUCGACGACUCCCUUGCUCUUGGACUGGCUUUCAAGCAUGUCUUCUCACCCGGUGCAGCUAUCGUACCAUUAUCUCAAGAAAAUAUUAGAAGGGCGUUGAGUUUGUAUGAUCAAACGAGGAGACCGCAUACCGCUCGCCUGCUGAGCAUCGUCCAUGGCCUGAUAAACCGAACGGCGCCGACAUUUGCCACUCCCGAGGAAGAAGACGAGGCUCUCAGGGCCAGAAUGCGAAACCGACCGGAUCUCCAGUGGCUAUCCGAGCACGAUGUGGAGAAGGCAUUUGCCCAGGUGGUUGCGGACUCUGAGAAGCAGGGUUUGUACUCGACAGAAGGAUCAAGGACACCGAGAUCAGGCUAUCUACCAGAGAUCGCCUUGCGAGCUUUGGAAAGCAAACUAUAG